AGAAGAAGAAGAAGAGGAGAAGAAAAGAAAAUAGAAGCUUUAUAAUUCUCAAUUUAACUGCAAAAGGGAAUUUGCUACUGAGAGAGAGAGCAGAGAAAGAGACCUUGAUUAGGGUUUUGCGUCGGCGAUUAGAGCUCAACCGCUGCCUUCGUCAUGGUUCUUUUACAGCUAGAUCCGUUUCUUAAUGAACUCACUAGCAUGUUUGAGCACACCACCGAGAAGGGUUCUGUUUGGGUUACUCUUAAACGAUCAUCCUUAAAGUCUAAGGUGCAGAUGAAUAAAAUGCCAAGUGGUGGCGAAACUGAGUAUAGAUGCCUCAUCCGUGCUACUGAUGGGAAAAAGACGAUUUCUACUUCAGUUGGAGCAAAGGAUCAUCAGCGCUUUCAAGCUUCUUAUGCAACUAUCCUCAAGGCCCACAUGACAGCUCUAAAGAAGAGGGAGAGAAAGGAUAAGAAAAAGGCUGCAGAGAAUGAUAAGAAAGAAGGGGUUGCUAAGAAUCCCAAGAGGGCGUAAAUGAGUCCCUUUUUUACCAUAAAUUUCCUGGGAUCAACAUCAAAUCAUGCAAUUUACAACAGGGUCGAUUGAUUUGCAUACUGCGCUUGGACAGAAUGUGUGGGGCAUGCCUCUUCUACUUCUAACAGGUAAUGAAGAGAGCAGUUUGUUGUUUUCCGAUUUGAGUAUAGUCUUGCCAAAUGCAAAUGCAGAAUAAUGUGCUUACAAAGAACUUCUUCGUGAAAUACAAAGCCUUUUAUUCUCGCCUUAACUUUGAUUGCUUUUUAGAUAAAAGAUUGUGUUGCUUUGUCAGAUCAUGCAAUAAUGGAAUAAGUUUGUGGUGUUGAUGGGUUCACAAUGACCAUCCAGCUUUUUUUAGAAUAAUGAUAUGGACGCAACUAUUUUAUAGCCGAUCGAUGAGAUGGUAUCACUUCAUUAACCAUUUCAUUUCAUUUAUUUAUUUUGUAAUUUUGAGUUUUCUAUCUGAUUUCAAAUUUUGAGUGAGCUCACCGUCCGUUUUGGGCUAUCGGAGUCGCCAAGGAUGGUUGAUGGCCCAGAACGGUAAGGUGCAAGGAGAAGCAGCUCGAGAAAGAGGAGAUAAAGACAGGAAGGAGACUAGGAGACCGAGUCUAAUUAGGAGUUUUUGGUUUGGGCGGGCCCAGAGGUUUUAUGUGUUGUGUCUAUUUGGUCUGGGUUGGACCAUUAUGGACGUCCGAUCUUUUUAUUUUUCAUUCUGAAACAAUAUCGGGCCUAGAAAGCAAUCAGUCGGCCACCCCCAUGUUUACGUGCUUCAAUUUGAUUGAGUAUAUAUCUUGCGUACUUGUUUCUAA
This is a messenger RNA of Juglans regia (Persian walnut), 1322 nucleotides long. Its product is annotated as signal recognition particle 14 kDa protein-like. The transcript has 5 exons. Gene Ontology annotation, biological process: SRP-dependent cotranslational protein targeting to membrane. Gene Ontology annotation, molecular function: endoplasmic reticulum signal sequence receptor activity; 7S RNA binding. Gene Ontology annotation, cellular component: signal recognition particle, endoplasmic reticulum targeting. The coding region runs from base 154 to 513 and encodes 119 amino acids. The record is from RefSeq and is a predicted model, not a curated record. Lineage: Eukaryota; Viridiplantae; Streptophyta; Magnoliopsida; Fagales; Juglandaceae.